Myzus persicae (green peach aphid) is the source of this 1056-nucleotide messenger RNA. RefSeq names its product PRADC1-like protein. The coding region runs from base 234 to 854 and encodes 206 amino acids. NCBI's taxonomy places the organism in Eukaryota, Metazoa, Arthropoda, Insecta, Hemiptera, Aphididae. The record is from RefSeq and is a predicted model, not a curated record. The transcript has 5 exons.
AUCACGGCACGUCCAGACGACGUGUAUCGUGUAUGUGUUUUAUUUGUUCGAAGGUGUUCGAGCUCUGUUAUGUUUUUUUUUUUGUUUAAUGAAUACUGAAUAAUAAUUAACCACUCGGCAUAUACAAUGCUAACAUAUGUUCAAAAUGCUCACUAUAAAGGACGCGAUUGCUUCAGAGUCGUCCACCGACCAACCGUUCUGUUAGCUGUUGCUGUUGUGCCGUAGUGACGAAAAUGAUUUCAAUACGAAAAGCCGUCUUUGUCGUAAACACUUUUCUGUUGUGUGUCUUGUUGGUUUUUAACAUUUAUUUCACAAAUGGGGACAUGACCAUUGUCGAUGUCAAAGAAUUCGAAUACGGAGGAGAUAUAUUUUUUGAGAUAACACAUCCACCAGAACUACAGUACACAUAUCGCAUACGACCAGCCAAAAGCUUUGGCAUCCCUUUUGACAGGGAAAAAUUUCCAGCUAAAAAUACAAAAUUGGUACUUGUCGACCCUCACCAUGGAUGCGAAAUUCCUAAAAACGCAAAGCAACUUGAAGGGAAUGUUGCAUUUGUGAAAAGAGGUGUGUGUAGCUUCUUAAAGAAAACUGUAAUCUCAGAAUUAUCUGGAGCAAAAGCUAUUGUUAUCACAGACAACAACAUUUAUGAUGAUACAGCUUAUAUCCACAUGAUUGAUGAUGAAAGUGAAAUGUCUGCCAAUAUUCCAGCUGGUUUCCUUGUUGGAAAAUCUGGGCAUUUAAUACACACCAAAAUGACUGAACUAUUGAUGACAGAACUCCCCAUUGUGUUUCCAUUAAACAUGACUUAUGUACCGAUACAUGAAAUCAAACAACCACCGUGGAUAACAAUUUGAAUCUUGUACGUUCAACUCAAUACUAGACUGAAAAUCCCUCCAUGUUAUCGUAUAGUUUUAAUGUUAAUCUUUAUGUUUUGAUUUUAUUUUAUUUGAUAAUGACUGAACGGAAAUCUCACAUGUUAGAAUAUAAUUGCAGACAAUUGAGGACCUUAUUUUUAAAUAGUUUUAGCUAUAAUUUACUACAAUUAUGCAGUUUGUA